Molecule: messenger RNA, 509 nt
Organism: Mytilus trossulus (common blue mussel)
Lineage: Eukaryota; Metazoa; Mollusca; Bivalvia; Mytilida; Mytilidae
Exons: 3
Coding region: 68-415 (115 amino acids)
Source: RefSeq, a predicted model, not a curated record
ACGUUGGUGGCGUUGCUGUCGGCGCAUUGUUUGUGAUGUAAACGUUACCAUCUUAGUAACGUUAAAGAUGUCACCAAUUCGAAAGAUGUAUGCUGCAGUAAUUAUUUUGAUGGUUUCAAAUUUGAUUGUCUGCCGUCCGAUUGAUAUCAGUAAAGUUAAGGAUCGUCCAAUAAUUAAUUGGGAUGUGUUAGGCUUCAGUAUUAUUGGCAAACUACAACUGAAGUAUGUGCUUUUUAUUCUGGCCACCUUCUUCAUAUGUACCCUUCUAAAGGAGCAGUUAACAAAUUCAAAGUUACUGAAAGAACUGAAAGUGUUAAACAAUAUAAAUAAACAUGGACAAUGGCAAAUUGAUGGAUGUAAUGAUGAAAUGAAUGGUAAGUUAUCAUGUAACAUAUACAAAACAGACACAUUGUAGCUGAAUAUGCAGCAUUGGCUUUGAUCAUUGUUGAAGGCCGUACGGUGACCUAUACUAUAGUUGUUUAUUUCUGUGUCAAUUUGUCUCUAGUGAA